This is a messenger RNA of Trachymyrmex septentrionalis, 1772 nucleotides long. RefSeq names its product methyltransferase-like protein 22. Gene Ontology annotation, biological process: protein methylation. The transcript is spliced from 6 exons. The record is from RefSeq and is a predicted model, not a curated record. Gene Ontology annotation, cellular component: nucleus. Gene Ontology annotation, molecular function: protein methyltransferase activity. Bases 482 to 1501 code for a protein of 339 amino acids. Lineage: Eukaryota; Metazoa; Arthropoda; Insecta; Hymenoptera; Formicidae.
CAAAUCAGCGACACAAGUAAUCGUUGACAGAUUAAAAUAGCAACGAAAUCGUGUUUUUUGUUCUUUUUUUUGCGAGAAAACCGCAAUUUGACCUCGGUCGAAAUCAGCCGCGGUUAUCGCCACGAAUUACCGUUCGACGAUUAGCUCUAAAUAAUAUCCCGGACAGAUACAAUCGAAUAGGACGAAGCUUUAUCGACGGCGCUUGGCUGUCAAAAUCACAUGGCGUCGCAAUGGCACCGUACAAAAGCUUUACCGUAGUAAAGCGAUAUUGGCGAUUUCAUGAUUUAACGAUGCUGGAUGAUGUGGUCAAAGUGAGGAGAGACGAAUGGGCUAGAUUUUAAAGCCCGCAAAAUCUAUAGACAUUAUAAAGGUAGACAGAUUAAGUUCAAAUGACUCCGAUCUCGAUUUGAUCGACUUAAAAGAUUAUAACCACAACAUCUGUUGACGUUCGUGCAAACGCACGAUUGAAGUAAAUGGCAAAAUGAUAGGCACAGCUGACGAGAAUGCCACGAGGAAGGCGGAGAUUGAGAUCACGUCGUCGAGGAAACAAUUGUCCACUCAAAACGCGUUCCAAGGUACGACGAUGCAUAAAGUAACAUCGGAAAUAUACACAGAAAAUGAUCAAAUCUCUGAGGAGCUUGACAAUGGCAAUGCGGUGACUGAAUUCACUUUUAAAUGCCCAUCUUACAUGAUUGAGGCAGAAUCCACAGCCGAGACGCUAAAUUAUGACAGUGACGAUGAUCUAGAUGUAGAUAGAGAUAAAGAAGGAGUAAUUCUAAUAGAGCAUAGUGUAUCUACAGAGCUCAAUUUAGUCGGUUUACAAGUGUGGAGAGCCGCUCUCUUGUUAGCCGACUACAUUCUGUCGCAUCAAGACUUGUUUAGAAAUCAAAUAAUUCUAGAAUUAGGAUCUGGAGUUGGUCUGACCAGCAUCGUAGCGAGUUACUUAGCUAAGGAAGUCAUUUGCACAGGUAAUGAAAAUACUAGUUGGAACCCGUCUGUUGAAAAUUUCAAUCCUAUUUGUUCAAAUAUUCCAGAUAUCAACGUAGGUGAUAUAUUAAAUUUAAUUGAACGGAAUUUUCUAAGGAAUUAUACAUAUGUUAGAUCGGGUUUUCAUAUUGAGGAAGUGAAUUUUUUAAACUUAGAAUGGCCUAACAAAUUGGAGGAGAAAUUGCAAAGCGCAAAUAUUGUAUUGGCUGCGGAUGUGAUAUACGACGACAAAAUCACGGAUGGAUUUGUUCGCACAUUGACGAAACUUCUAUAUACGAAAAAGAAAAAGAUAAUUUACAUUGCUCUCGAGAAAAGAUAUGUUUUCACUGUCGCCAAUUUGGAUACCAUUGCUCCGAUGUACGAAGAAUUUUUACGUUGCGUCGAAAAGUACAAAAUGAAUUGGUCUGUAGAUUACAUUAAUAUAGAUUUCCCGCGCUACUUCAAAUAUGAUAGAGUCAAACAUUUGGUUUUAAUGAAGAUACAGAACAAUACAAGAUCUGUUGCACAUACAUAACGAAUAAUUUUUUCAAUUAGAUACGCAAAUAAUAUAUUACGAUAACAAGUAAUAUGUUAUCGUGAUUAUCAUAAAGUAUGACAAUAUUCUAAAGAGAAAGAGAGCUUGCCACAUUAAGAACAAGAUCUCUAUAGACAUAUAUUUAACAAAAUAUAGUAUCACAAUUAAUGUAAGUUGUAAAAAAUAAUUAUAUAUUUAAAACAAGAUUGUUUAAUGAACAUGUACGUUUGUCAAUACAUAAUACGAAACAAACAGUAAAAAUUUAGCACAA